Molecule: messenger RNA, 2387 nt
Organism: Paramecium sonneborni
Lineage: Eukaryota; Ciliophora; Oligohymenophorea; Peniculida; Parameciidae
Source: the annotation of a GenBank genome assembly
AUUAAGGUUAGAUGGAUAAAAUAAUAGCUUCUGCUACAAGUGUAAAGGAGAAACUCAAAGUGCUUGAAUAGAACUAGAAAUAAUUGAGCAAUUAAGAGAUUGAAGGAGUAUAUAAACACAUACACACUUUAGGAGAAGACUCUUUGUAAUUAUUGAGUUAGGCAUUGAGAUUGAAUGUCGGAAACAUUUUUAAUGAUUACUAAUUAUUUAAGAAAGUGAGUGGAAGCAUUAGAGAAUUGGAUUAGGUUUCUAUGUACUUGUAGUAUGUAGAGAGACUUUAAGGAUAGAGAGUGAUAUAAAAGGAGUUAGGAUUUUAGAGUGAGAAGUUAAUAAUGGAAUUCAGACAGCAAGGAAAUAUUUUAUAGAAGUUGUAUUUGGAUACAAAUGAUCUUAACAUAUAGAGAUAAAUGAUAUAGAUGAUCAUAAGGUUGUGUCCAAAAGAUUUGAGUUUUAAUCCUGAGUUAUUUUCAUUGAUGUUGAUUCCAUUCAAAUGUUUAUAACAACCUAAUCAUAAAGAUAUUGAAUUAUUAGAUAACCUGGCAGCUGUAUUACUUAUGUAAUGUAAUGGAUAAGGAUAAACCAAUCAGAAUUAAGUGCAUGAUUGGUUAGUACUUAUAAGUGGGAUUGUGUAACAUGCAUAUGAAGGAAAUACUUUAGGGUUACAUAUCUUAUUAAGAAAAGUAUAUAUAUAAAUAUAUCUAAUUAUAGAUAUCUCAAGAUCAUUUAAGUGAGUUGUUGAUCAGACAUAAAAAUUAUAUGUUAGAUAAUUAUUUUAAGAAUUCUGGAGAUACAAUUAAAAUAUUCUAAGGCUUAGCUUCUCAUUCCAUAACUGAAGAAGCUAUAUUUAUUAUUAAAACUGUUUGUUAAAUGUUUUAUAAUUUAGUGAAGGAAUAAAAUAGUAGUUAUCAUCUAGAUAUUUUAAAACAAAUUUAUUAAGAAUUUAUACUCACUACUAUUUUGGGAAAUUUGUAAAUGAUAUCUUUUGGAUUAGAUAUCUUAGAUCUUUUACUCUACUUUAUCAUUGGAAUGUCAUCAAUAGAUUAAGAACCAUUUAAACGAUCCAUCAAUUUAAUGGCAUCUAGAUUAAAAUUAAAUGCUUCUCUUAAAUUUAUUACAAGAGAUUUCAUUACACCUAGAUUUCAAUUUCUGUAAAUCAUUGAAUAACAUUAUAAUUACUUACAUUAAAUAGAUGAAUUUACUAAAAUAUAUAUGAUUUUUAAAGACAAAUCUUCAGAUUAUAAUAGACUACCUUAAUUAAAUAAAUAUUAUCCAUGGGAAUUUAAUAGUAUUAAAAUUGACAAAACUAUUAAUUAAUAUAUAGAAUAAAGAGAUUCUAAUGAUUUUGUUGGAUUAGAAAAUCUUACAAAUACAUGUUUUAUGAAUAGUAUUCUUUAGAGUUUAUAUAUGACUGAAACUUUUAGAAAAUUAGUUUUAUAAAUACAAUUUCCUAAUUCUAUUCUAUAACUUACACCUCAAACAUCAUUAUGGAGUUGUCUUAAAAAGUUAUUUACACAAUUAACAUAUCAAAAGUAAGGUUACUGUUCACCUUAUGAAUUAAAACGAGUCUUAAGAUAACCUUAUUGCAAUACUAAUGAUUAAUAGGAUGUUGGUGAAUUUGUUCAUCAUUUCUUAGAAGAUCUAUUUGAAGUCAUGCCUGAUAAAUAAUUUAAAGCAACUAUUGGAAAUCUAUUCUUUGGAUAUUAAAGAUAAAUUAUUAAAUGUUAUAAUUGUGUUAAAUCUUAACCCAUUUAUGGAUAAAAAGAGAAAUUCUUAGGUAUUGAUCUACAUUUUAGCAAAUCAAAUAAGGAUGAUAUUAUAAGUAUGAUCAAAAGAGCUUAUGAAGAAGAAUAAAUUGAAUUUACUUGCGAAAGAUGUAGAGAAAAAACAAAGAAAACAUACAAAUCACAACAAUUACUUUAAUUACCUUCUGUAUUAUUUAUGACUAUACAUCGGUAUUUAUAUAUUUCAUAACCAAAGCUUUACAUUUGAUUAAAGUAGUCAAACUAUGACUAAAAUCUUAACCAAAGUACCUUUUCAAUUUUAAAUCGACUUUCGAGAAGCCUUUCCAAAAAAUCAUCUUAGUAGUUAAGAUAGUGUUUACAAUCUAUACGCCUUUAUUGUUCAUUUAGUAUUUAAUCAUUAUUAAAUCAAAGGGUAAAAAUAGUAAUUCUGGUCAUUAUAUAUGUUAUGCCAGAUAAUUAAAUAAACCUGAUACUUGGAUUGCUUUUGAUGAUACUAUGAUUUCUACGUUUGAAUACAACAGUAAACAAUUGGAUGAAGAAUUGAUGUACUUAUAUUUUAAUUAAUUACAUUAUAGAGUUGAAGAAACACCCUAUUUAUUAUUCUACCAGAAUAUUUCAGGAUAGCCAUUGAUAUUUAAUAAUUGA